Molecule: messenger RNA, 1143 nt
Organism: Cordyceps fumosorosea ARSEF 2679
Lineage: Eukaryota; Fungi; Ascomycota; Sordariomycetes; Hypocreales; Cordycipitaceae
Product: Alcohol dehydrogenase superfamily, zinc-type
Exons: 4
Coding region: 1-1143 (380 amino acids)
Molecular function (GO): oxidoreductase activity; zinc ion binding
Source: RefSeq, a predicted model, not a curated record
AUGGGUGAGCUCAAGCAACUCCAGACGCACGCCUAUGUCGUGGAUAAGCUCGGCGCUCCCUUUGUAUUAAGGGACGUUGUCCUGGACGAGGUCCGCGACGAUGAAGUUCUUAUCGAAAUGAAGUACACGGGUCUCUGCCACACGGAUAUAGUUGUGCAGCAGGGCGGUAUGCCUGUGGGUAGCUAUCCCGCUGUUCUCGGCCACGAGGGUGUCGGCAUCGUCAAGCAUGUCGGAGCAGCGGUGGAGAACAAGUCUCUAUCCCCUGGCGAUGCCGUUCUGCUCUCGGUUCACAACUGUUACGCGUGUCGACCGUGCUUCGAGGGUCGCAUCGGAGCUUGUGUCAAGGCGACCGAGACCAACUUUCUUACGCCGCGGUUAGGAAAGGACAACAAGUCACCCAUCAGCCUUCCGGAUGGCACUCCCGUACACGGCCAGUUUUUCGGCCAGUCGUCCCUCAGCAAGCUGGCUGUCGUCGCCCAGCGGUCUGUUGUCAAGAUUGACGUGCCGCGCCCGCAAGACCUCGCCGUCCUGGCCCCCCUGGCGUGCGGCUACAUGACGGGUGCAGGCACCGUCUUUAAUGUUCUUAAGCCGACAUCCGAGGACACAGUGGCAGUUCUAGGUGCCGGGGCCGUCGGCUUCGCGGCCAUAAUGGCGGCCAAGGAAAGCGGAGCAAAGGCUGUUAUUGCUUUGGAUAUUGUCGAGGCAAAGUUGCAGCUUGCACUCUCGGUGGGAGCGACGCACGCCAUCAACACGUCGUCGUCCAAGGAUCUCAACACUACUAUCCGGGCCAUCUUCCCAAGCGGCGUCGACAAGAUCAUCGACACUACGGGACUACCAUUCCUGCUCAACGCUGCAUUCAAGGCAUUAGCUCACGACGGCACACUGGCCCUCGUCGGCGUUCCGCCCCCGACAGCUGAUGUACAAUUCAAUGCGCUGGACCUACUAACAUCGUGUAAGCGCGUGAUCGGGGUCAUUGAGGGCUACGCCGACCCUCAAAAGGUCAUUCCUCAUCUAGUUCAACUGUACCAAGAGGGAAGGUUUCCCAUUGACAGAAUAUCCAAGACGUACCCCGCCGAAUGCCUCGACGAGGCCCUAGCGGACCUGAAAUCAGGACGGACCAUCAAGCCGAUCCUUUCGUGGUAG